Messenger RNA from Neurospora crassa OR74A, 1434 nucleotides. Its product is annotated as proteasome component C1. Lineage: Eukaryota; Fungi; Ascomycota; Sordariomycetes; Sordariales; Sordariaceae. The transcript is spliced from 3 exons. The record is from RefSeq and is a predicted model, not a curated record. Gene Ontology annotation, cellular component: nucleus; proteasome core complex, alpha-subunit complex; proteasome core complex. Gene Ontology annotation, biological process: ubiquitin-dependent protein catabolic process. The coding region runs from base 259 to 1152 and encodes 297 amino acids.
GGGAGGUGCUACGGGGCAAUUGUGCUACGCAGCUCCCAGGUUGCCUGAUGGAGCUCACCUUGAACUGAAGCAAUUAGCAGCAGCAGCUACCAGCAACACCACCAUCACCUCUUCAAACAAAGCGAUCCCGACGACCCAUUUCUUGAGCUACCCACCUUGAGCCCGAGCUAGCGCAACGAGAACCUCUCCAUCCUAUUGAAACCGGAGAUCCAAACAAAUACCGGCAUCGCACAUCAACACCUUCCCAUCUAAGGCAUAAUGACUUCCAUAGGAACAGGCUACGAUCUUGCCAACUCCAUUUUCUCCCCCGAUGGUCGCAACUUUCAAGUCGAAUAUGCCAUGAAGGCAGUUGAGAAUGGCAGCACCUCGAUCGGCAUCCGCUGCAAGGACGGCAUCGUGUUGGCGGCGGAGAAGGUUAUCACAUCCAAGCUGCUCAAGCAAGGCGCCAACAAGCGCAUUGCGACAGUCGACAGGCAUUUGGGCAUUGUAUACUCCGGCAUGAUCCCCGACGGUAGGCACUUCGUGGACCGCGCCCGCGACGAGGCGCGCGGCUGGCGCGACAACUACAAGACGCCCAUCUCGACAAAAGACCUAGCCGGCCGCAUGGGCGGUUACAUGCAAGCCUACACGCUCUACCAAUCUGUGCGACCUUUCGGCAUCACGGCCAUCAUCGGCGGCUACGACAGCGAACUCGAUACGCCCGUGGAAGGCGAGGUCGGCAGCGGCCCCAGCGUCGGCGCCGGCGGCAAGGUGGAGGGCAAGAAGCACGGUGGUCCGUUCCUGUACAUGGUGGAGCCCUCGGGCCUCUACUGGGGAUACUACGGCGCCGCGACGGGCAAGGGCAGGCAAGCGGCCAAGGCGGAGCUCGAGAAGCUGGACCUCAGUAGCGACGGCGAGUCGAGUCUGACGCUGGAGCAGGCCGUCAAGGAGGCAGCGCGCAUCAUCUACGUUGCCCACGACGACAACAAGGACAAGGAGUUCGAGCUCGAGAUGACCUGGAUCAGCGGGGCGGACGGUCCCACGAAGGGCCGUCACCAAGAGGUGCCCGAGGCUUUGCGGAAGGAGGCGGAGAAGUAUGCGGAGCGCAUGACUGCGAAGGACAUCGAGGAGGAAGAGGAAACGAAAGAGGGCGGGGACAAGAUGGAGGAGUAAGGGAAGGCCUAACCUCUGGGCUAUUGAUGGACGAAUGAACGAGGCGGAAGUGAUGAUGCUUAGCAUGUAAUUCUAAACCAUGAGGCACGACUGCGAUUUGAUUUCUUGACAAGUGAUAAGAGCUCCGUAACUGCCAUCUGGGAUUCGGCCUAAAUCAUGGCAUGCGAUGCACUACGGUUUGUCUUGGUGAUUUAUCAAGUAUCUUACGUGUGUGGAAAUCACCUAGUGAAGCAUGUGGUCUUAUGUUGCGAGGCAAGUUCAACUGGAAAAAGUUGUUUCCAU